This is a messenger RNA of Geodia barretti, 636 nucleotides long. The record is from the annotation of a GenBank genome assembly. NCBI's taxonomy places the organism in Eukaryota, Metazoa, Porifera, Demospongiae, Tetractinellida, Geodiidae.
AUGGCUCUUUCCAAGGAUAAGUUCGACCAGGGUAUGACCACCCAGGAGUACAUAGACUAUAUCAAGGUCAACAAGCAGCCCUUUAUUGACAUCUACAACGGGGUAGAGGUGCCGGCGGAAACUCAGGCCUUUUUUGACGGGUUGGCUGAGCCCCUGAACCUGGCGGUGUUCACCUCAGACUGGUGCGGCGAUGCCAUGAGCACCACCCCGGCCGUAUUGAAGCUGGCCGACAGCACCGACAAGCUGAACCUGCAGGUUUUCAGUCGGGAUGACGAACUGGAACUGACAAACAGCUUCCUUCCGGAACACCGGGCAGGUACCGUUCCGGUAUUCGUCACCUUUGACGCAGAGAUGGGAGAAGUGUCCCGGUUCAUCGAGACGGCCCGCUCCCUGGUACCCCAGAUCGAUUCCAUGGACGACAACAUCGCCCAGGAAGUUGCUGCCGAGGGCGCCAGUGGUGACGAGGUCCGGGCAGCGACCCGCGGAAAGCGCACCGCCUUCCGUGUGGGCAAAGCCAACGAUUGGGGGGAAAUGAUACUGAAGGAGUUUCAGCAAUUGGUAGCUGAAGGUCUGGAGAUGGCUCCUGUGCAGCGUCCGUCCGAGGGCGGCACCGAGUGGCCUCCGCCCGAAGCAUAA